Alternaria atra is the source of this 1896-nucleotide messenger RNA. RefSeq lists its product as uncharacterized. The record is from RefSeq and is a predicted model, not a curated record. Gene Ontology annotation, biological process: negative regulation of toll-like receptor 9 signaling pathway; apoptotic process. Bases 1 to 1896 code for a protein of 631 amino acids. NCBI's taxonomy places the organism in Eukaryota, Fungi, Ascomycota, Dothideomycetes, Pleosporales, Pleosporaceae. The transcript has 2 exons.
AUGGAUAUCAAGAAAGAGCUCAUCCAGGUUGACAAGCUGAAUAUCGGACUCGAUCGAUCACACAUUACUUAUCAAGGCCAGAUUGAAGUACCUGGAAAUCACUCCGAAAGUAGCCAUGACGGAAUACCUCACUUGCGCGACACAAACACAAGUACGGAAGAUAUUGCUUCAUCAAAUUCGUCCUCUACCACCAAGAUAGUCAACAAGGUCCGACAGAAGAAGCAUAAUGCCGGUGUAAAGAUCAGGAAAACAUUGCACAUCACAAACCCGGAAGAUGAGAUUGAAAAGCCUGAUCCAGAUUCGGUAGUGCUUGUUGAUACCACGGAGGUAAAGGAUUCGAAGUCACGCCUGGAUCACAAGUCUACAGAGUCAGAGAAGCAUACUUUCAAGGAUCUCUUGCACAACCCUAUCGAUACGGUGAAAUCUAAGGGAUGGAAUCAAGGAAAUCAGGAGAUCGCAGCAAACAUAGCUGUAAGCGAAGUUCCACAUGGCCAGGAGGUGGAUUUGGUCAAUGCGGCGACUGCCGUGGACCAAGCAGCGACUACAGAUGAGAAAGUCCGAGCUCAACAGAGUCUCGCUGAGAUGCUCGAGCAAAGACAAAGUACUUUUGUUCGAUGGUCACUCGAUCGGCAUGUUACCAAGAUCAGGGUGUUACCGCGGGAGACCGCAGUGCUCAAGCCCAUAUCAGAGUUCCAAAGGAGAGACGCCGCAGGCCGCACCGUCACCGACUGGAGAGCUUAUGGCUCGCACUUACUGGUCUACUACGCUCAUCGAUACGGUGGACAGUAUAUUGGCUACGGAUCCGACCCGCCAACACCGUCCAAAGAAACAAUCAUGCCAAACAUCGAGCGCCUUAUCGUUUCGACAUCACCUUUCCAGGAGUUUAUCAUGACUACCCGACGCGUGUAUCGUUGGGAACACCCUGCAGAGACACUCAAGUACCUGAUAAUCUACUCCCUUCUUUGGUAUUUCAAUCUGCUAUUGCCGGGCAUCCUGUCAGCGCUGCUUUAUCUCGUUGCAGAACGCCGCAUUCAUGGUAUGUCCAUGGAAGACCUUCGCGAAGACAUAAAACACAUAGAAGACGUGGAGAGAACAGCGCUGUCGCUUACCGAAUUCAUCGAGAAGCAAGGUGAUGAGAACUGGGCACACGACCUCCUCCAAGACAUUGGUCCUUGGCUCAUGGUCCAACUCGCCGACCUGGCCAAUUUCUUCGAGAGCGUGCGAAACUUCUACGAGUGGAGGAAGCCAACACGAACAUUGGCUGUGCUUGUAGUUCUUGCUGCCGCCAUUCUUGUCACCGUCUUCACACCUCUUUGGCUACUCAUCAAGGCUUCCACGUUCGCUGCCGGUUUUACGUUCUUCUGCCUCUUUCCACUCUCAGUCAACUUCCCGGAAUACCGCCUCCUCGUCUCGCCCUCGAAGCGCCUGCUUUGGAACAUACCCACGCAUGCCGAGUGGUCAAUCCAGUAUGUACAAGCCGAAGGUCUUCGUGUAAUCACCGAGAAGCAGAACACCAACAUUAAAACAACCACCCUGGCGAAUACGACUACCCUCGACAAAUCCAUCUCUCCCGCAGACCAAGAUUUUGCUUCCUACCCUUGCCAUUAUCACAAAGCGCCAGGAAACCUCAUCGUCAGUGUUACAGGAGUACGUUUCGUCGCCAAGCGUCCACCACAGGAAGUCUGUUUCUCUCUUCCGUAUGACCGAAUUUACCAGCUCGAGAAGCAAGACCGACAUCUGGAGAAGAUGGUCAAAAUCCUCAAAGAGUGUGACAAGGAUUUGCGUCUUGUAGAUAGAGAUGGCCAUGAGUGGAUCUUGCAUGAAAUGGAGAAGAGAGACGAGGCGUUUAGUCAGAUUGUUGGAUUUAGUCGGACAGAGUGGCAGGUUGCUUGGUAG